This is a messenger RNA of Ustilaginoidea virens, 1677 nucleotides long. RefSeq lists its product as uncharacterized. The transcript has 2 exons. The record is from RefSeq and is a predicted model, not a curated record. The coding region runs from base 1 to 1677 and encodes 558 amino acids. NCBI's taxonomy places the organism in Eukaryota, Fungi, Ascomycota, Sordariomycetes, Hypocreales, Clavicipitaceae.
AUGACCCUCGCUUCGUCGCCCCGGCAGAACAUCGAGGCGCUGCUGGGGCGGCGCGCAAUGACCAUCAUACCCAAAGACCAGCAAAAGAUUCUGUCCAAGAACGGUUCUUGGAAAGUAGACCUGACUGAACGCGAGGGCGUGCCCUUGGUUCCAUCCCAUGUGCUGGAAACUGUGAGCGAGACCUUUUUACGAACACCAAAACAGGGCCUGGAGCACAAGACGCCUGCGAAGAGCUCGCAAUCCAGGCCGCAGGAUGGAAACAUCCUACAAAGCAGCAGCAGCAGCAACAACGGCAACGGCAACAACAACCCUCCUGAAUCUGUUGUGAAAAACAGCAAAGAGAAUCAGUCAUCGCCAGGAAGCACCGUAACAUCAUGGGCCGCCUCCUCUCCUCCACGGCCAUCUCCGUCAGCUGCACCGUCGACCUUCGAGUCCCAGGUAAUUCAGGAAACCCCCUUGCUUGGCGAUGGGACUCGAAAUCACAGCCCGAGAAGAGCCUCGCAAUCUCAUUCGCGGCAAGUAGCACAGAAUGCUCAAGCCACUGGGGAGGAGGAGAAAGACAAUGUCGACGACGAAGAGGAAGUGGCCCUGGAAAUGGCCCUGCCGCAAGCUCAUGAAGAAUCAGACGCGCGGGUCAACCUCGAAGCAGCCCGUUUGCAAGUAGCAUCCACUCCCGCCCUGACCGUCACCCAAGCCACAGAGAGCAAAACGCCGUCGUGCGCCCAACCUCACCAGCAAGUCAUCCCAGAUAGCGUCACGACGAGCAAAACUGCCAUUUUGCCGCAGCAGAAGCCGGAACAGAGGCCGCGACGCAGAACUAAGCCAUACGGCAUUUACGACCAUGCACCGCGGAAAUCAGAGAGCUCCUCCACCAGGCUGCCCAACACAUGGCGCUUACCAGACGUCGAAAGCUCAAUGUCAACUUGCUCCAGUUCGGUGGUUCCAGGAACUCGGGCUACAUCUUCGACAGCAAAUUCUCACAGGGAUCCUUCCCCCGGCGCGCCUUUACCUGCAAAGGAUACGCUCCAGCCGAAUCCGAGCGCCAAACCUCCUAGCAACAAUGGAGCCAUCUCGGCUACCGAGCCUCCAAGCAACUCGAUGAGGGAUAAACCCAGUCAUCAAGAACCUGUCCUAGAGCCUGCACCGACAGAUUUGUUUUCCCAGUUUGUGUCCACGUACCCCGACUACGCAUCUACACAUUCUGGCUCUCUGAAGAAUUUCGUCAAAGCUUGCCUCUGCCUCGAAUAUCUGCAAUCGCAAAGAGCGCUCCGCCCAUGCCUCUAUGACGACUUUAUCCGCUUGUUUUCAGGGGCGUACCUGAAGUAUGUAAUGAAUGCUGGUCCUGGACAAGAGCCGCUCCCGGCGAUUGAGUGGUUCAGCAUGCAGGACGCUCCGCCAGUGUUCACCAAAAUGAUCAUCACCAGAAAGAACCUCGAAUCCGCUCUGGGGGUGUACCCCGAGGAGGUUGCGCGAGCGAGGCGUUUUAUUGCACACGAACAGGCAGGAAGCGAAACACUGCAAAAGAAGGCGGUCGCCACGCAGCCAAGCAAGCCAAUUCGCACAAGCGAUGCAACGGACACGGAUGCUUCCUCGGUCAACAGUAGCGCCUACAUUGCCAUAUUUCGAAAGACUGGCGAGUCGCAAGAGACCGGCCGAUCAUCUAGAUCGAUUCCGUGA